Molecule: messenger RNA, 1538 nt
Organism: Homalodisca vitripennis (glassy-winged sharpshooter)
Lineage: Eukaryota; Metazoa; Arthropoda; Insecta; Hemiptera; Cicadellidae
Product: venom protease-like
Exons: 9
Coding region: 246-1352 (368 amino acids)
Biological process (GO): proteolysis
Molecular function (GO): serine-type endopeptidase activity
Source: RefSeq, a predicted model, not a curated record
UGUUCUAACGCUUCGUUCAAUGUCACGUGGUAUCAGUGUUCUCUGUGAAGACGAAAUCGACCUUUUAGGUUAUCUGUAUGCAGUUUAUCUUUAUUAGACCAUUUAACUGUACUUUAUUUUAUUAAUUAUUUGCUUACUCCAAUGACUACAACUGUUGUGAGACUUAGUGACAGCUGGUGUUCGCUGAAGGUGUUCCAGUUCUAGUGUUCUUGGUAUUAACACAGACGGUUAAACCAUCCCAAGUCAUGGAGACAUCAUAUCUGCUAGUGUCCUCUUAUGUUCUCUUGAUGUUCUGUCUUGGACUCAGCCAUGAGAGUACGAGACAGCGUAGGCAAGACAAUGGUGGCGACUGUCAAACGCCUAGCGGGUCGCGUGGCAUUUGCAUCAAUAUUAGGAACUGUACCGAAUUAUGGGAUCUGCUGGUGAAAAGUGGACCGACAUCACACAUAAGGUCUUCUCAGUGUGGAUACGAGGACAUGGAUCCCAAAGUGUGCUGCCCCUCUGACACUUCCGGCACUUCCAGCAGAAGCGUUGUACUUCCAGGACGCGAUAUCUGUGGUUUGUCCCGCGCCAACGGUCGAAGAGUGGUCAAUGGAUACCCAGCUGAACUGGGUACGUGGCCUUGGAUGGCGGCUCUGGGGUACAGGUCAUAUAGAAAGACUUUCGUAUUGGACUGUGGAGGCUCUCUGGUAUCUGACAGAUAUGUUGUUACAGCAGCUCACUGUGUUGCCAAAAUUAUCAACAAUCCCUUGUACGUGGUAAGGCUAGGUGAUCUGGACUUGGACGACACGGUGGCAGACGGAGCAUCUCCCAUCGAUGUGCCAAUAGAGCGAGCCAUUGCAUACGAUAACUAUAAUACUACUACCCAUUCAGGAGACAUUGGCCUGGUGAAACUCAAACACCGUGUUCAAUAUUCGACUCUCAUUCGUCCCAUCUGUCUGCCAGAAUCUGACACCUUUGGUUCUUCUAGCCUGGUCGGAGAAUCCUGCGAUAUUGCGGGGUGGGGAAGAACUGCUCAUAUCACAGAGAACCCACGUGCUGUUGUUGUUACUCAUCUUCAAGAAGCCCGCGUAGAUAUCACAGACAAAAACAACUGUUCAAACGCUUACAGACAUUUCCAUACAACCGUAAUAGACGACGGGGUCAUCUGUGCCAUCUCUGCCAUAGGUCAAGAUGCUUGUCAAGGGGAUUCAGGAGGUCCUCUGAUGUUAACCUCGUUGGUAGGUGGUAGCUUCAACUUCUACCUCCUAGGAGUGGUGUCACAUGGAUACAAGUGUGCAGAGCCUGGGUAUCCUGGCAUUUAUUCUAAAGUUGUGUUUUACAUGGACUGGAUCAAGAAGAAUAUGACUUGAUCCAAAUGGACAUUAAUAAAUCCAUGAUGUAACCAUAUUUUGUUCACACGGUGCGGAGAUACCUACAACAGUGGACAGAAAAAUACAACUGUGGUGAACUUCAAAACCGACGACUCCAAAGAACUAGGAUUUUUGCUGUGUUGUUUAGUUAUGUUUUGUUAAAAAGGUCGUUUUAUACCAAGCCCA